Dipodomys spectabilis (banner-tailed kangaroo rat) is the source of this 498-nucleotide messenger RNA. RefSeq names its product 60S ribosomal protein L23a-like. The transcript has a single exon. Gene Ontology annotation, biological process: translation; ribosomal large subunit assembly. The record is from RefSeq and is a predicted model, not a curated record. Gene Ontology annotation, molecular function: structural constituent of ribosome. NCBI's taxonomy places the organism in Eukaryota, Metazoa, Chordata, Mammalia, Rodentia, Heteromyidae. Gene Ontology annotation, cellular component: cytosolic large ribosomal subunit; ribosome. Bases 1 to 456 code for a protein of 151 amino acids.
AUGGCGCCAAAAGCGAAGAAGGGAGUUCCUGCUCCUCCUAAAGCUGAAGCCAAGGAAAAGGCUUUGAAGGCCACGAAGGCAGUGCUGAAAGGUGUCCACAGCCACAAAAUGAAGAUCCGCACUUCACCCACCUUCCGGCGGCUCAAGGCGCUGCGGCUCCAAAGACAGCCCAAAUACCCUCGGAAGAGUGCUCCAAGGAGAAACAAGCUUGACCACUAUGCGAUCAUCAAGUUCCCCCUGAUCACUGAGUCAGCCAUGAAGAAAACAGAAGACAACAACACACUGGUGUUCAUUGUGGAUGUUAAGGCCAACAAGCAUCAGAUCAAACAGACUGUGAAGAGGCUCUAUGACAUUGAUGUGGCUAAGGUCAAUACCCUGAUCAGACCUGAUGGAGAGAAGGCAUAUGUUCGACUGGCUCUUGCUUUAGAUGUUGCCAACAAAAUUGGAAUCAUCUAAACUGAAUCCAGCUGGCAAAUUAUAAAUACACAUUUUUCCCAC